Quercus lobata is the source of this 1376-nucleotide messenger RNA. It is a transcript of the gene PAHX, whose product is annotated as phytanoyl-CoA dioxygenase (PhyH) family protein. The transcript is spliced from 9 exons. Gene Ontology annotation, molecular function: phytanoyl-CoA dioxygenase activity. The record is from RefSeq and is a predicted model, not a curated record. NCBI's taxonomy places the organism in Eukaryota, Viridiplantae, Streptophyta, Magnoliopsida, Fagales, Fagaceae. Bases 112 to 960 code for a protein of 282 amino acids.
CCUUUUUGAAUAGCAACGUUAAAAAACACAAAGUCAUAUGUGAGAUAUUUCAUACUCUAAUUCGAUACCGUAAAAGUUCAAGCGUUUGACCUCACAGAAAAAACUGACACCAUGGGAAUCAUCGGAAACCUCAGUUCCGACCAGCUCCACUCCUUCAACUCACAAGGUUUUAUUGUGCUUGAAUCGUUUGCGAGCCCCGAAGAAAUCGAUGCCAUGAUGAAGAGAAUGGAGCAGUUGUUACAUGAGUUUGAUUGCUCCUCCACCUCAAUUUUCUCUACCAAAAACCAGCAACAGUCGACCGACAAUUACUUCUUUGAAAGUGCUGAGAAUGUUUCGUUUUUCUUUGAGGAGAAAGCUUUUGGGGAUGAUGGAAACUUAAGGCAACCAAAAGAACUUUCCAUCAAUAAAGUUGGCCAUGCGUUGCAUGAGAUUGAACCAGCCUUUAAAAAAUUCUCCAGCUCUGAGAAAUUUUCUAGUUUGAUGUUCUCCCUGGGUUACAAGAGACCAGUGAUCAUUCAGUCCAUGUACAUUUUUAAGCAACCGGGUAUUGGAGGCGAAGUAGUGCCACACCAGGAUAACUCAUUUCUUUAUACUGAACCACCAACAUGUACCGGGCUGUGGCUUGCACUUGAAGAUGCAACAAUAACGAAUGGUUGCAUUUGGGCUAUUCCUGGGUCUCAAAAAAAUGGGCUUGUUAGAAGGAUGAUUAGAGGUGAAGAGGGGGUUUCCUUUGACCGGCCUUUGCCGAUGUAUGACCAGAAAGAUUUUGUGCCUAUUGAAGUGAAAGCUGGGUCUAUGGUUGUGAUUCAUGGGGAUCUUAUUCAUCAAAGUUUUGAGAAUCAGUCCCCAAAAUCAAGGCACGCCUACAGCUUGCAUGUGGUGGAUACUGAUGGCUGCAAAUGGGCCCCAGAUAAUUGGAUCAGAAGAAAAGUGGAGCCAGAGCCCCUCUAUGUAUCUUAAUAUCUCCAGACACUUCAUCAACAGUCUUUUACAAAUGGCUACCUUUGCAUAUCAAGCAGAAUAAUUUAUACGCUGUAGUAAACUUCUUGUAAUGGGGUAAUGUGAUACUGAAGAUUUAAGAUUAUCAUGAACAAAAUCGUUAUAAUACUUGUUGGUAAGAAUUGUAAUGUUUUCUUAGGUUCGUCUUUGUGGCCAUCAGCAACUCUCUCUCUCUCUCUCUCUCUCUCUCUCUCUCUUCAUUAUUAUUUUUGCUCUCCCUUCAAAUGACAUACUGUCUCCGCAUGAAGAUGUAGCCAGAAAUCAGAAUAAAUUUGUCUACAUUAUACUACAUUACUUGCCAUGCUUGGUCUUGUAAUGUUCCUUUCCAAUAAGUAUUUUGUAUGCAUGUACCUAUCAUAUAAGUGUUUCGUUCCAAA